CUGAUAGACGGCACUGACUGGCAUCACUGCUGGGCACUGACUGGUGGCACUGACUGGCACAACCCCUGGGCACUGACUGGUGGCACUGACUGGCAGCACUGGUGGGUGGCACUGGUGGGUGGCACUGGUGGGUGGCACUGCAGAGUGGCACAGGUGGGUGCACUGCUGCUGGCACAGGUGGGCGGAGCUUGCGGGUGGCACUGCUGGGCCCCGAUCAUCAGGGCACUGAUCAUCAGUGCCCUGAUGAUCGGUGCCGAUCCCCGCUCUGACAACUGCCGGUUCUCGGCAGUACUUUCCUCACGAUCUGACAGCGUGAGGAAAGUGCAGCCGAGAACCGGCACUUGC
Molecule: messenger RNA, 345 nt
Organism: Staurois parvus
Lineage: Eukaryota; Metazoa; Chordata; Amphibia; Anura; Ranidae
Source: the annotation of a GenBank genome assembly